GGGCGCGGGGCGCUGACAGCCGCCGCCGGAGGGGUGCGGUGCGGUGCGGUGCGGUGCCCGCUCGCUCGUACGGCGGGGAUGCCCCCGUGAGCGCCUCGCCCCGCCCCGCCCGCCCGGGACGGGCAGAGGGUAGAGGGCAGAGGGGGUGUCCGCAGCGCGCAGCAUGCGGCCGGGGGCGGCGGCGUAGCAUGGCCGGGGGAUGCCGCCGGCGGGGAGCAUGGCGGGCAGCGGGGCGCCUGCCGCCGCCGCCGAGCCCCUGCCCCGCAGCAUCUUCAAGAAGUUCCUGGUGAUGCUCUGCUCCCUGCUCAUGUCCCUCUACGUCUUCUACUGCCUGGCCGAGCGCUGCCGCGCCCUGCCCGCGCCCGUCGUGGCGGAGGACGAGGAGGAGGGCGGCGGCGGCGGCGGGUACGUGGGGGGCUCGGCCGCGCUGGACGAGCGGAGGAAGCGGCUGCUGCAGCGCAGCCGGCGGCAGCAGCAGCGGCACGAGGCGGGGGGCGGCCGCGCCGCGGGGUCGGGGGGCGGCGGGGCCCUGGCGCUGCUGCUGGGCGACGGCUGCAAGCGGCUGCCGCAGGCCGUCAUCAUCGGCGUGAAGAAGGGCGGCACGCGGGCGCUGCUGGAGUUCCUGCGCGUGCACCCGGACGUCAGGGCCGUGGGCGCCGAGCCCCACUUCUUCGACCGCCACUACGAGCGGGGCCUCGCCUGGUACAGAGAAUUAAUGCCCAGGACCCUGGACGGGCAGAUCACCAUGGAGAAAACCCCCAGCUACUUCGUCACCAAGGAGGCACCCGCUCGUAUCUCCGCCAUGUCAAAGGGCACCAAGCUCAUCGUAGUCGUAAGGGACCCUGUAACCAGAGCCAUAUCUGAUUACACGCAGACUCUCUCCAAGAAACCUGACAUCCCCACCUUCGAGAGCCUGACCUUCAAAAACAGGACUACGGGCCUGAUCGACACCUCGUGGAGCGCCAUCCAGAUUGGCAUCUAUGCCAAGCACCUGGAGAACUGGCUCCUGUACUUCCCCAUCGGGCAGAUCCUCUUUGUCAGCGGGGAGCGGCUGAUCAGCGACCCUGCUGGGGAGCUGGGCAGGGUCCAGGACUUCCUGGGCCUCAAGAGGAUCAUCACAGACAAACACUUCUACUUCAACAAAACCAAGGGUUUUCCGUGCCUGAAAAAGGCUGAAGGCAGCAGCAAACCCCACUGCCUGGGGAAGACGAAAGGCAGGCCCCACCCCGAGAUAGACCAGGAGGUGGUGCAGAGACUGCGGGACUUCUACCGGCCUUUCAACAUGAAGUUCUACCAGAUGACUGGGCACGACUUCGGCUGGGACUGAGGCUGAAAAAAAUAAUUUAAAAAAAAGAAAAAUAUAAGAUAAUAUAUAUUUUUUUUACAUAUCAGUGGAGAGGGAAAAAUACAUAACUUUAAUAGCUGUGCUGAAAAAUGCUGUUUGUUCUGAUUUUUCUUUUUGGCACAAUGUCAUUGCUUAAUUUGUUUUCUUUCUGCUGUUGAAGGAGGGUUGGUGUGGCUGAAGAAGGUGGCUGAGCGCCAAAAUUUAAUUCUAUUAAAAUCAGCGCAAGCUUGGUCAUUUUUUCCAUGGGAUUUGGCACCGUGUCUAUUGAAAAGGGGGCAACAUUUUCAAAAGUGCCUAAGUCCCAUUGUCAGAAGUGACUUUGAAACUUAAAGAGGCAAAGUCUUGUUAAUAGGCAACAGGAUUUAACCUCCUAAGGGUUUUAAUCAUGUUUGGAAAAUGGAACAUAGGAAUAUAAAUGCGCAAUUUGCUUUUAAAAAUAUUACCCUGGAGCAGAUUGGGACAAUUUUUAAAGCUCUGGCAAAAAUUGGAAAGGUAAUUCUUUCAUUUAUCAUUUUUUUUUCUUUCUUGUUCUUUUUUUUGGGGGGGGGGGGGGAAGGUUGGUCCAUUAAUGGGAAUUUUUUCAUCAGGUAUAAACAACUAUGUUUCAUUUUUCAAAAACCAAGAACAAUUUUGUUGUUAUUGGUUUAAAAUUAAACAUUUUGGUUUUUAUUGCCCAAAAAUGGAAAGAUAUUCAGUUUUUGAGCAAAAAAGAUCCACUUUUGUGAAAAUUUAGUCACGUGACCAUUUCCAACUAGCCUCAUCCAGAAUAGCCUUGCCAUAACCUUCACUCUCACCCUAAUUCAUGUUACAAUCUCUUUCAAGAUUCAGAAACGUUAAAGCUUUCUUCCACUUGGGUGCCAUCCAUGAAAAAAUUGAGGUUGUGGUCUGGGAGGGUUCACAGCAAUGGGAAAUUUGAAGGAUUGAGGUGAUAACUGAAGGGGUCAAGGCAAUGCAUAUACAAUUACUACUAACCCAAGGUUUACAGUAGUAUAAGAGUGAUGUAGCCAUUAUUGUCCAAAAAUUAUGUGAGAGGCAAGGAUUUCUUAGGGUGAUUUCCUUUAUUGGACCAGGGAGACCUGAUGAAGAAUAUUUUGCAUUCAAAAGCUUGUCUAACUUUAUCUGAACUAUGAAGUUGGUCCAGUAAAACAUAUCACCCCAAGAAGUCCUGGCCUCUCUAUUAAUCGAUAGCACAUUUUUGCACCCCGGUUCCCUGGAUUUAAAAAAAAAAACAGUCCAGUGUCUUGAGCAACAUUUUUCAUAAAACAUUAUAUUUAUUUUCAAGAAAUGAGCCUGGUACUCACUCCUGAAUCCACUUUGAACUUCUCUUUCCAGCUCUUCUAUUAACUGUCCCUUAAAAAAUUAUCCUAAGCAUGGCUGAAGUUGCAAAGCCUCAGAGAGACCUUUCCCUGUCGCCUCUAAAGAACCAAACACAUGAUAUUUCACAUGCAUUCAAUUCCUAAAUUAUUUCAAAUAAUUUAAUGCUGAGGGGACUUUCUGAAGGCCUAUGCACCAAGACUUUCUUCUGUGCAUUAUCUGAGCUCUGGUAUCCUUACUCAGAGACCAGUAACAGCUGCCUAAAGUUCAAUAGUUGGGGGUUAGGAAAUUGUUAAAUCAUUUUUCUGGAAUCUGCUUCCUCCUCCUCCCUUCCCUCCACCUCUCCCCCCAAGCAUAAGAGGUCAUCAUGUCACCCACCCCUCAGUACCUUCAGCUGAUACUUUCAUCUUCCUGGACAAAUUCUUGUUUUAGAAUAUUCCAUCUCCAGUUUUAAGCUGGUUUUUGGCAGUGUCCUGUGCCACAAAAAACAUCUGGGUAAACAUUUUAUAAUCAUCUUAUCCAAACAAAAGGGGAAAAGAGCAGUUAUUAGGACAUUCAGACACAGCCUAGAACAAAGCACAGCAAUGGAGUUACUGGCUUUAGCACACUGUCUCCCUUUGUGUCUUCACCCCCUUUGAGGUCCAUCUAAGGGCUUGAUUCAUGGCUCAUCACAAUGUACUCCUCUUAUAAAAAUCUUGCUUAUUGGUGUUCACACAACAGCCAAAGGAGUAGUGGUGACAAUCACAUAGCUGAAUAUAUCAGAAAGCAAGGAUGAGCAAAAGAGUUUGUCUCAAGUAAGAGCACAACAUUUUCCAUCCCUCUCUCUCUGUCACUACUCCCUCAGCCCAAACUUCACACCAGAAGGUUUCUCAAUGGUCAGCAAGGUAUAUGUGUUAACUUUUCCCUGUCAACAUUGCCUAAGGCUCCUUGUUCUAGUUAGGAAUAUCCAGAUUAAAAUAGCCUGAACAAAGACUUUUAAAAAAUAAAAUUCUGUUUCUUUUCUCAUUGAAAUUCGUCCUCACCAGAACAGGCCCAAGCAUGCCCUACUGAUGUGCUUCCUACCCAUGCCUGUAGGCACAUUUCUAAUUUAGAUAUCUGCCAGUUAAAACACUCAAGGAAGAGCCUCUGAGGCUGGUCUUGAGACCACAGUUUAUCACAGACAGAAGUGACAAUUUUUGACCAAUCUGGCCCCUGUAAGUGCUCUACAGCUGUGAUGUGCAUGGCUGCAGAGUGCUUUAAAAUGUCCUGAUCCUGCAAAAAUGAGGGUUCAGAUGAAGAGGCUUCUUCAUCUGAACCCUCAAGCAAAGCACCUUCAACUUGUGUCUCCCUGCUGACACAGCUCAGCCCUGCUCCCAGCACUGUUUUCAGAAUGGGAGGGGUGGGGAGGAAGGGAGCAAAGGAAGCUCAUUCUGGGGGGUUUCCAGCAGAUGCUGGAGGGUAGGGUGGGUGAAUUGGAGCCCCCCCCAACCACAGUGGGGGGGGGCUCCAAUCCAUACUGCCCCCCAGCACUCCAGCACAAGCUGGAGAAACCCCAGAACAAGCUCCCUCUCCUACCUUCUCCCCCUCCCAUUCUGAGACAGCACCAGGUGCCAGGGGGACCGAGCUAGGGGAAGAGGCUAUAGAGAUGCAGCCACACUCCCUGGAUUGGCUCCAAAUUGAAGCUGGAUCCCCCACCCUCCAAACCCAACAGCUAAUGUCUGUUAGGUUGGGAGGAUCAGUUUAACUGAUGGCUUUCUCUAUGAAGUGCCAUGAGUUAGACCAGGGAGCUGCACUUCUGUCUAUGCCUUGAGAGGAGCCUCUGAGAGAGCCCCAAGUGGCCUUACAAGCACACUCCAGAUUAGGAUCAUACCUGCAGGGACUAGUGGGUGGGGCAUGCUCAGACCCAUCCUGUUUUACAAUCAUUACCACUGCUAUAAAAAAAACAAUCCUAGUCCCAUAAGACCUUAAGGCUCAAGUCAAAGGAAGGGUUCCAGUUGACUUCCAUGGGCUAUGAAUCCUGGUACAGUAAAAGUAAUUCCCAAUAUAUUUAGUCCAAACUGUCAGGAGAAAAUGUCGUGAUUUAGUCCAAACUGUCAGGUUUGCUUUUGGUUCUGACCAUACAAUGCCUGUUUGAAUGAAAAGGAGCCAAACACUUGAAAACUCAGUCCCCAUCCUUCCACUUGGCAAAUGCAUUCUUGAAUGAUAGAAGUCAUUCCCUUUGUUUUUCAGGGACUGCUACCAUAUUUAUAGAUUUUACACCUUUGCACACUUGGAAUAGAAACAGAAAACUGCUCUCUGAGAUGUGACCUAAUAAUCUGUGUUUCCCGAUAGCCCCAGAGCAGUGGUGCUCAACCUUUCAGCCCGGUGAGCUGGAGGAGUGGUAUGGGGUAGUCUGCAGGUUAGAUCCACAGUACAGCUUGCAGGAGAGGACACAUACUAAGUGAUUUCCCCCCCCCACCAUCCCUUCCUGCAUCUCCUCCCUAUCACAAUACAUAAAUCAGUUAUAACUUAUUACCUUCCAUUUUCCCUGAGGCCCUCUCAAUGGACAGUGAAGCAGGGAGGAAGCACUGCUCCUUGGCUCUUUUAUGUUCCAUUUUCUCUACCCCAAAGACAUCAAUAAUUCCAUUUUAAAUCAGGUUAACAGAAUAAGGACCUUUUUUUCUCAAAGUGUUAAUUGCUCUUCUUGUUAAUUCUGUUGCUGACAGACAGGAUGUUAAUAGUUGUUAAACAAAAGGUUAUCUUGGGAAACUAUUGUCAUGACUUGUUAGGGAAGAGCUAGAGGUGCAGGCGUGGGCUCCACCCUUUAUGUCACUGCAAGUCUCUCCUAACACUUGCCAAUGGGAAAGGGAAUCUCAAGCACAAGUCCUUUUGACAGCAGAGGGGUAAGGGACCAGCUGGUUAGCAACUGAGAGGAGGGUGUUUCCCAAGGAGACACUGUCAAGGAGUGUCAGGCCAAAAAAUUUUUCUUACAAAAUUAAAAAUUUCUUAAAACUAACCACUACGGAUUUCAAAUGCACCUACAUGACUUAGGCACACAGAAGUAAGAUCUUCAAAGGUAGAAAUGGCAGUUCUGUGCCUAUACCCACUGUCUUUCAAUAAGAGUUUAGCCCAGGCUAUUCCUUACCUAGUUUUUGUCCCUGUAUAAACAUCAGUAGUGGGUAUGGGGUUGGGUUUUUAUUAGUGAUCUACUGGUGCAAAACCUAGCAUCAAGACCUUGUAGACAGGAUAGCAAUGCUUUUUUUUUUUUACUGGUAUCUAGGAAAACAAGUUAUUUGAGCAAAUGUGACAUCUUUAUUAGAUAAACUAAAAAGUGGAAGUUUCCAUUUCAAAUAGCAAAAUUUGAUAUCUUCCAUGUUUCAGGGGUUUUUACUGGUAUCUGUUAUUCACUUUCCCAUCCAGUUGCUGUGAAGCCUCUUUUUGCAUAUAUGUUUUCCUAUGCUCAAGGAGGUUAAUACUACUAAGCUAUAUCAAUAUAGAUGAGGCAGUUCAACUAAAGUGUGUAGACAAGUCCUUGGGCAACUCAUUGUCUUUUGUGCCUUGGAAAAUCUCUCCUACUUAUUUAUUUUCAAUGCUCCUGAGUCACUUAAGUCCACAUCUUGAAAGGUUUUUAGGUGCUUUUCAGUGGGAAAAAGGCACCAAAAUAUCUUUGAGGAUUUGGGAUUUAGACAUUUUUGAAACUCCCGCUCAGUUUGAAUAAACUUUUAAAUUAGUCUAAGGGAAGUUACACAUCCAAAUCCCAUUGCAGUCUAGGAAUUAUGUACCUGAAUCCUUUUGGCUCCUUUGAAAAUCCCAGCCAGAAAUUUCCUUUCCUUUCCUGCCCUGACCCUUCCUGCUAUGCUCUUUUUUAUAUAUAAGUGAAACUAUAGGUGACUUUCAAUUUCUUUUUAUAAUUAGAGUUUUAUUUUCCCAAUGGAAAAAAAUCAGCAAACAAAAUGCAAGGGAAAGCAAACUAGGUAUUUAAAAAUCUUUCAGUUUAAAUAAGCAUACAUGUUGUUCAGAGGAGAUGAGCUUUGGGCUUUCAUUACCAGAUGCCACUAUUAUGCCUUAGCAGUAUCACUUUAAAAUCUUAAAAGAAUGGCAUCAAUAUCAGGAAUCAAAUCCUGCUACUAGUUUCUCAGAUGAAACUUUGCUGUGGUUUCAUCUUAUUUAUCCCCAUCAUAAAUCAGUCUGCCAAUUGAAAUCAGUGAUAUUGCUCUGUUUGUACAGCCCCUAGCAUAGCAGGGUCCUGAUCCAUGGCUAGGAUUCCAAGGCAUUUCCACACUCAUACAACCAAAUACAAAGAAUGCAAUAGAAUCAGGGUGGGCAGGACUUGCACCCUGAGUUGCAUUCAAGUAAGCACAGAAUUGGUCCCCAAGGUUUUAACUGACAGCCUUAUUAACAGAGGCACUGAGCACUUGGAGCUCCCCUUGAUUAACUUUCAUGGGACAGACGUUCAGCAUCUCUCAAGAUCAGUGCUGUGGUCUAAUGCUGUUGAAAGACUCCAAUGCACUUGCCUUUUCAACGUGCCAUCAGGGCCGGAUGCAUUAUUCAUACAAAUCAAUGGUCAUCUUUCUGUUUUCAGCACAGUUUGGACCAGCCUUCCAGACCUUAACUUACUAACACCACCCUUAUUCUGCCAGGCACUUAGGUACUUGCUUGCUAUUUCAGUGCGUGCUUAAAUGCUUUGCUUAAUCUGGAAGGGGCACUGAAUUCAGCUCUGCCAAAAUGGAUCUGAAAAGCUUGCAAUAACUUUAGGAAGUUAGCUUGUGAAAAAUAAAUCUGACCUUUGCAUUGAUGGGCUAAGAGAAAUUUUUAUGUUGCUGUGAUUUCCUGGAAAAAGCUGCUACAUCAGCAUUAGUCUAAAGGGCUAAUUGUGUGCCAUGGGGUAUACCAUAAACUCACAAGUUAUUGUCAUAUCCAAAUACUUUAAGCAUUACAUAUGAAUCUAAAAGCCAGUAUAUCAUGGGAUUUCAAUGAAUGAGGCUCCUGUAUUUUCAUGUAACUGGUAUUCGGGAGGGAGGGGUUAUGGUAUUAUUAAGUUAUAUGUCAAGAAAUGACAUGCUUGUUAUUUGGAAAUUUAUACCCUGAAUGUAUUUAUUUAUUUUAAAUAACUCUCAUAUCCAGCCUCCUCAUUUCUACCCCACACAUGUUAGUAUAUGAAAUGUUAGGUCUCCAGAGUAGGGAAAGUGUCCCUGUGUUUCCCUUUUUUAAAACUCUAAUAAUUUUUAUUUGUACAUAAUGCUUUCUGGUUUUCCUUUGCUUUGGGAUCCUGUUUUUUAUUUUUAUUUUUUUCCCUUGGUGCUAUUUCUGUCUGAACAUGAUUGAUUUUAAUUUAAUUUAAGAAUGAAGAAGCACACAUUUAAUAAAGUUUACGGGUAUUGAG
Molecule: messenger RNA, 8000 nt
Organism: Alligator mississippiensis (American alligator)
Lineage: Eukaryota; Metazoa; Chordata; Crocodylia; Alligatoridae
Product: heparan sulfate glucosamine 3-O-sulfotransferase 3A1-like
Exons: 2
Coding region: 200-1327 (375 amino acids)
Molecular function (GO): [heparan sulfate]-glucosamine 3-sulfotransferase activity
Source: RefSeq, a predicted model, not a curated record